Messenger RNA from Cololabis saira (Pacific saury), 2315 nucleotides. RefSeq names its product sulfiredoxin 1 homolog (S. cerevisiae) (gene srxn1). The transcript is spliced from 2 exons. Gene Ontology annotation, biological process: cellular response to oxidative stress. The coding region runs from base 60 to 503 and encodes 147 amino acids. Lineage: Eukaryota; Metazoa; Chordata; Actinopteri; Beloniformes; Belonidae. The record is from RefSeq and is a predicted model, not a curated record. Gene Ontology annotation, cellular component: cytoplasm. Gene Ontology annotation, molecular function: sulfiredoxin activity.
GAGAAGUUUCAGGAAGUGCAACAUCAACACCGUAGGUUUCUAUCUGAGUCGGAGGGGUCAUGUAUCGACUAUUUCAGUGUAAUAACACACAAUUAAAGUCGGUGUUUAUAUCAAGCAAUAACAUGUCAAAAAUGGUCCCUGAGCGAGGGGUGUCUGGUAGUAGGAACGACCCCAGGUCUAUUCACUCGGACAACAUUGAGGAGGUUCACAGCGUCCCCAUGCAGGUGAUCAUCAGACCGAUUCCUCCACAGCUGGACGAGGAGAAGGUUCAGAGUCUGAUGGACACAAUACAGAAGACGGCAGACACCAGCGUUGUCCCUCCAAUUGAUGUGCUCUGGAUCAAAGGAAGAGCGGGAGGAAAUUACUACUACUCCUUCGGCGGCUGCCACAGGUUUGCUGCCUAUCAGAGGUUGGACAUGCCGGCCAUUCCAGCCAAGAUCAUCAGAUCCAACAUCUCAGACCUCAGGACUUACUUGGGGGCUUCAACACCUGAUCUGCAAUGAUGCAGGUUUUCUCUUUUUUUUUUUUAAAAAGGUCUAAUCCCAGAGGUAUCACACGUUGAACGUGAGAGAGGAGGUAGUUUGUGACUGCAGAUGACAGGAUUUACCAGCAGGGGGAAAUGCAACUCUGUUGCAAUUUCACAUGAAAUUACAUUUUUAAAUUAGUUAAUCAUUUUUUCUUAAAACUUAUUACUACUUACUUUUUUUUUCAAGCAUUUAUAGUUUUAACCUCAAAAUAUCAGUUUAAAUUGGACAUAUUUGAAAACUAUUUUAUUUCUGUAAUUAUUCUUUUGCAUUUAAAAAUCUUACAACAAAGGGGUAUUUGCUUACGUUUUCAGUAUGAGUGUAGUAACUCAACAGCAGCUGAGAAUGAACAAUGUUGACUUUCAUAGCAGGAAAAUAUUUGUUUCACUGUAGGACACAACACUCAGUAUCCAGCACAUAAAUGGGAUUCGGCUGUCGAUAAAAGAUAUAUGCAUGUUUAUACUGUUACACAUGAAAGGUUUUUUGUGGACACUAAUAUUAUUCCUUUAAGUAAAAAUGUUGACAAUACUAGUAACGAUUAAACAUCAUUUUUAUGAUGCUGCAGUUGUUUUUGUCUGAAUAUAUUGAUCUUUUUUUAUCUUCUCUUUUGAAGGCCAUAUAGUUUUUUAUGCUUUUAUCCUGCAGCACAUACAGUUAUGGAGAAGAUGAUGUUGACUAUAGAGGCAUAGUUUUAAAAGGAAAGCAUUUCUGUAACAGCACUGAUUCUUUAGAUUUUAUUAGAACUUGAUGGAAACUUCAGUGUUUGGUGGAUAUUCUCCCACUUUUGUCACGCACAGUCGGCUUUGAUUGGGAUGUUGUAGACACCAAAGCAGCCUAUAGACCAGAUGGUUUGUUAAAAGAGUCAGGUCUGACUACUCAAGCUGACAAAAUGCAAGAUGUUUUCAAGACAAGGAUGACUCUCCUACACUGCCUGUUGUUAGUCUUGUAGUCGCUGAAAAGGAUCUUUUCUGUUACCUUUAAGAAAAAAACAGAGAUUGAAGGGGAAACUUGCUGUUCCAGCAUCAUACUGUUCAAUUCGGGUGAAAACAAAACCUGAGAAUCAUUAUGUAAAACCAUCACUAAUCAAUUGUAAAAAAAAAACAAAAAAAAACAAGUUUAAUCUCUAGAUCAUGUGUUUUGGUGCAAUUAAGAGUAGAAAUGCUUGCUUAUCCCAAAAACUGACAUGACCUAUCUCUGUAAAUGUGCACGUAUAUAACAUAAAGCCUAAUGUGUUCUCGUCUCUGACCUUGAGACUGGCCCAGCUUUGCUAAAUCAAGUCAGACAGCGGUUCCUUUGCUUCUGUGUUGGAGGAAGGAACUGCAUUUUUACAGAAGAAUAUAGGUAAAAUAUAGACGAGGUCUUUCCAACAUUAGCUUUUUUCACAAUGCGAGUUCAAAACUGCUUGACGAGCUCCCUUUGUGGCCAUCGAGGAAAUGAAGAGGGACUCAAGGCAACUUUUACCGACCGCCCCUAAAGGACUCUAAAUUUCUCCCCUGAAUCGUCGCGUGUGAGAAGAUUUCCUGUAGCUCACUCACUGUCUGGAAGUAACCAUAUCCUCAAAGGAGGUUUGACACGCAAUACUGGUAUGAAAAAAUGCACUGCACCUGUUGCUUCUGGGAGCAGUUUCCAUGGGUGGUUUCGUACACUUCAUCUUUGAGGAUUUAAAGCCAUAAACUGCCUUUCCGGGGACUAAGAGGAGGAAAUGUUUUAGAUCCUUUUCCAGUUUUUCUUUUUUUUCCCUUUCCUUCCCCCUUAUGAUUAAAUGUGGUCACUCAGAUUACUUGCUAAUGA